AUGGCUGUUGACUCCAUAGGGACUGUGAAGAUGUCCCAAAUGCGGAUGCUGACAUGGGUCGUCCUACUGGUGGGGCUGCAGUCCAUUCAAGCAGACUUUCUAAAUGAUUAUGAAGAAAUGGACAUUAUUUCAAACCCUGUGUGGCCAACAACAACAGCAUUUUCCAUGACAAAGGUGCCGGUGACUACAGUUGUACCGAAUCCUGAUCAUCGAUCCACGAUCUGCAGUACAUGGGGAAAUUUUCACUUCAAAACCUUCGAUGGUCAUUUCUUUCAAGUGACAGACACAUGCAACUAUGUUAUGACAGUAAUGUGUGACGUUGUUGUUUCUGAUUUUAACAUCCAAAUGCAAAGAGAGACUGUAAAUGGCUCAAUCACUUUCAACACAGUCACAAUAGUGCUGGAAGGAGCUAUCAUCAAAAUCACUAAUGGCGACAUCACCAUCGGAGAAGAAAUGGUGUCUGUUCCGACUUAUAAGAAUGGAAUUAAAAUCGAGGGAAGUCAAACAAGUGUCAAGAUUUCGAACAAACAUGGAGUGACUAUCUUCUGGGAGGAAGACAACUCUCUAACGAUUGAACUUCCUGAGAAGUACCGAGGGCUGACCUGUGGACUGUGCGGAGACUUUAAUGGCAACAAGGAUGAUGAUAUCACUGUUAGCGGUUUGGCCAAAUGGAAGGUUUCCACACCUCUGACUGAAACCUGUGAGGAUGUUACACUUCCAUCCAGGGAUCAGUGCAACCAGACAAGUGUUUGCCAGCAGUAUCUCAGCAGUACGGGAUUUGCUGACUGUCACAAUGUGAUGGAGAUGAGUUCAUUUGAAAAAGCCUGUGUAGACGACCUGUGUCAGUGUUACGGCAACCACGACUGUCUCUGCAACACGCUCACAGAGAUUUCACGACAGUGCACACAUGCUGGAGGAAAGCCAGAAACAUGGAGGACAGAACAGCUCUGUCCAAAGACGUGCCCUCUGAACUUGCGAUACAUGGAGUGUGGUGGUCCGUGCAGAAGCACCUGCUCAGAUCCAGGUGCAAGUCUAAUGUGUAAAGAACACUGUGUGGAUGGCUGUUUCUGCCCUGCUGGCACCGUGGAAGAUGACAUUGGUCAGACCGGCUGUGUUCCUGUGAACGAGUGCCCUUGUGUGCACGACGGCACAGUAUAUCGAUCAGGAGAGUCUUACAAACAAGCUUGCAAAAAAUGUGAGUGUGCCGCUGGACACUGGACUUGUACGUACCUGGAAUGUCCCGGAAUCUGCUCUAUUGUUGGAGGGUCUCACGUCACCACUUACGAUGGAAAGACCUUCACCUUCAGCGGCAACUGUGACUACGUCUUCACUAAGCACUCUAAUGACAGUGACAUUGCAGUUGUGGGAAAUCUGGCAAAGUGUGAUCCGACCCGAAAAGACACAUGUCUAAAUUCAGUUACCCUUGUCAUCCCGGGGACCACUAUUAGUUUUUCCACCAGUGGAUCUGUAGCAGUGAAUGGAAUCAGUCUAAAUGUGCUUCCUUUCACCACAGGUCCUAUCAGCAUCUUCCAGCCAUCUUCCUCCUUCAUCGUUGCUGAUAUGAAGAGCCUUCGUCUAGAGAUCCAGUUGGCUCCAAUCAUGCAGUUAUAUAUUGUAGCCAGCACUGAAGAAAAAGGGAAAAUGAGUGGUCUGUGUGGGAACUAUAACAAUGUCCAAAAAGAUGACUUUAAAACAGGAUCGGACAUUAUAGAGGGCACACCAACAUCCUUUGUCAACUUUUGGAAACAAAAUUGCCCAGAUAUUGAAAUCACAUUUGACAACCCCUGCAGCUUGAAUAUAGAAACAGAGAAAAUUGCUAAAGACUGGUGUUCCCGUCUCACAAACCCAAAUGGCACCUUUUCUGCAUGUCACUCAGAAAUAAGUCCUGAGAUUUAUUACGACUGGUGUGUCUACGACACUUGCAAGUGUGCAGAUAUUAGGAAGUGUAUGUGUGCGGCCCUGUCCAACUAUGCCCACGCCUGUGCUGCCAGAGGACUUAUUCUUCAGGGUUGGAUGGAUUCAGAACCCUGUGAUACGAUUCAGAAUUGUCCAGGCAACAUGAAGUACUCCUAUGGCGUGACCAGCUGUGGUAGCAGCUGCCGCUCUCUCAGUGAACAAGACAAUAUCUGCCAAGGGUCCUUUACACCUGUAGAUGGCUGCAUCUGUUCUGAGGGAACCUACCUUAAAGGCGAUAGCUGUGUACAUGCUGACCAGUGUCCUUGUUAUUAUGGCAACCAGGUCAUAGAGCCAUCAGCAGUGUUCCACAAAGAUGGUGCUAAAUGCACCUGUAACCUUGGCAAACUGCACUGCUCCAGUCAAGAAGACUGUGUGGCUCCAAUGACAUUCUUCAAAUGUUCAAGUCAUGGAGAAAAGGGAACAGAGUGUCAGAGAACAUGUGAGAAACAAGACCCAAACAACUGCGUGAGCAUGGGGUGUGUAUCAGGAUGUAUGUGUCCAGAUGACCUUCUGGCUGAUGGAAAAGGUGGGUGUGUGACAAGGGAAAACUGUCCAUGUACCCAUAAUGGAGGCACCUAUUCACCUGGCGAACAAGUUCAACAGGACUGUAACACCUGCACAUGCACAAAUGGGAUGUGGACUUGUACUGAAAAGGCGUGCUACGGCACCUGUACCAUCUACGGUGAAGGUCAUUUUAAGACUUUUGAUGGCAGGAGAUAUUCCUUCCACGGAGACUGUGAACACACCAUAGCCCAUGAUUAUUGCAGUACAAACCCCAGUCCCUCCUUCCGCCUGGUCACAGAGAACAUCCCAUGUGCAACCACCAAAGCCAUUUGCUCCAAGGUCAUCAACCUGUUCUUUGGGAGAUACAAGAUGAUUUUAUCUGAGGAGGGAGAUGUGAAAGUUGUUGAAAGCAAUGGCACGGCAUACAGAUAUCAAAUCAGUUCUGCAGGCAUAUAUGUUGUCAUAGAGGUCGAAGGUCUUUUGAAUUUAAUCUGGGAUAAAAAAACAAGUGUAAUGAUCCAGCUCAAUCACAAAUUAAAGGGCAAGGUGUGUGGACUGUGUGGAAACUUUGAUGGUAAUGCGAACAAUGACUUCAUAAAGCACAAUGGAGAAGUGGUGACGGAUCCAGAAGAUUUUGGGAGCAGCUGGAAGAUGGAUCCCAACUGCCCAGAUGUGAUAAACGUGAAGCAUCCUUGUGAAGCAAAUCCACAUCGACGUGCCUGGGCUGUCAAACAAUGCAGAAUCAUCACAAGCCCUGUUUUUACAGACUGCCAUUCGCUUGUGGAUUCUGGCCCAUAUUAUGAUGCUUGUGAAAGGGACACCUGUGCAUGUGACAGUGGGGGUGACUGUGAUUGUCUCUGUACUGCAGUGGCAGCUUACGCUGCUGAAUGCCGUAAAAGAGGAGCUUGUGUGGCAUGGCGAAGACCAGACUUCUGUCCUUUAUUCUGUGACUAUUACAAUGCUCCUGGAGAAUGUGAGUGGCACUAUAAAACUUGUGGAUCAACCUGCAUGAAAACCUGCACAAACCCCUCAGGAAGUUGCUCUGAUCAAAUUCCUCCCCUUGAGGGUUGUUUUCUUCAGUGCCCUUCAGAGAGGCCAUAUCUCAGGGAGGAGACAAUGAAAUGUGUCACAGAGGAAGGAUGUAAAGACUGUUUCUAUGAUGGGAAGGUAUUUCCACGUGGAUCGGUCAUUUACAACACCUCAGAUGGGAAUGGUGUAUGUUUCACUGCUAUUUGUGAUUCAGAUGGGAAAAUAAUAAGAAGCACUGAAUUCUGCAUAUCAACUACAACACCUUUCACUUUCACCACUACACCUGAAACUACAACAACUUCCACCAUCUCAACAUCUACUGUCACACCAACACCUACAACUAUAGUUACGUCAACAUCAACAUCUACAUCAACAGGGACAUCCACAAUCACCUCAACUACUGUAACGACAACAUCAACAGAAACAACUACGUCAACAGAAACACCAUCUACAACUACUGGUACAACAACAACUACAUCAACAGAGACAUCCACAAUCACACCAACUACUGUAACGACAACACCUACAUCAACAGAAACAACUACGUCAACAGUAACACCAUCUACAACUACUGGUACAACAACAUCAACAGAGACAUCCACAAUCACCUCCACUACUGUAACGUCAACACCUACAUCAACAGAAACACCAUCAACAACUAGUACAACUACAGUUACAACAACACCUUACUCUUGUGCUUUUAGAUGCAGUUGGUCGAGCUGGAUUAAUAGCAACACACCCAGCACAGAGCCAGAAGGAUUUGAAACUGAACCCAUUCAUACAUUGUGGGAUACUGGAAAGAUAACCUGUCAGAACCCAGAAAAGAUUGAAUGUAGGGCAGUAGAUUAUCCACAAAAAUCCCUGCAAGAUUUGGGACAAACAGUAUAUUGCAAUACAUCAUUUGGCCUGUCAUGUUCGAAUGAAGACAAUGCAAAUAGCCUGCCACCACAUUGUUAUAAUUAUGAAAUACGGGUAAGAUGUUGUGAAGACACUUGUAUUACCUCUACAACUUCCCCAAGUACAACACCUACAACUAUAGUUACAUCAACAUCUACUGUAACGACCACACCUACAUCAACAGAAACAACAACACCUACAACUGUAACAACAACACCUACGUCAACAGAAACACCAUCUACAACUACUGGUACAACUACAUCAACAGAGACAUCCACAAUCACACCAACUACUGUAACGACAACACCUACAUCAACAGAAACAACUACGUCAACAGUAACACCAUCUACAACUACUGGUACAACAACAUCAACAGAGACAUCCACAAUCACCUCCACUACUGUAACGUCAACACCUACAUCAACAGAAACACCAUCAACAACUAGUACAACUACAGUUACAACAACACCUUACUCCUGUGCUUUUAGAUGCAGUUGGUCGAGCUGGAUUAAUAGCAACACACCCAGCACAGAGCCAGAAGGAUUUGAAACUGAACCCAUUGAUACAUUGUGGGAUACUGGAAAGAUAACCUGUCAGAACCCAGAAAAGAUUGAAUGUAGGGCAGUAGAUUAUCCACAAAAAUCCCUGCAAGAUUUGGGACAAACAGUAUAUUGCAAUACAUCAUUUGGCCUGUCAUGUUCGAAUGAAGACAAUGCAAAUGGCCUGCCACCACAUUGUUAUAAUUAUGAAAUACGGGUAAGAUGUUGUGAAGACACUUGUAUUACCUCUACAACUUCCCCAAGUACAACACCUACAACUAUAGUUACAUCAACAUCUACUGUAACGACCACACCUACAUCAACAGAAACAACAACACCUACAACUGUAACAACAACACCUACGUCAACAGAAACACCAUCUACAACUACUGGUACAACUACAUCAACAGAGACAUCCACAAUCACACCAACUACUGUAACGACAACACCUACAUCAACAGAAACAACAACACCUACAACUGUAACAACAACACCUACGUCAACAGAAACACCAUCUACAACUACUGGUACAACAACAUCAACAGAGACAUCCACAAUCACACCAACUACUGUAACGACAACACCUACAUCAACAGAAACAACUACGUCAACAGUAACACCAUCUACAACUACUGGUACAACAACAUCAACAGAGACAUCCACAAUCACCUCCACUACUGUAACGUCAACACCUACACCUACAUCAACAGAAACACCAUCAACAACUAGUACAACUACAGUUACAACAACACCUUACUCUUGUGCUAUUAGAUGCAGUUGGUCGAACUGGAUUAAUAGCAAUACACCCAGCACAGAGCCAGAAGGAUUUGAAACUGAACCCAUUGAUACAUUGUGGGAUACUGGAAAGAUAACCUGUCAGAACCCAGAAGAGAUUGAAUGUAGGGCAGUAGAUUAUCCACAAAAAUCCCUGCAAGAUUUGGGACAAACAGUAUAUUGCAAUACAUCAUUUGGCCUGUCAUGUUCGAAUGAAGACAAUGCAAAUCGCCUGCCACCACAAUGUUAUAAUUAUGAAAUACGGGUAAGAUGUUGUGAAGACACCUGUAUUACCUCUACAACUUCCCCAAGUACAACACCUACAACUAUAGUUACAUCAACAUCUACUGUAACGACCACACCUACAUCAACAGAAACAACAACACCUACAACUGUAACAACAACACCUACGUCAACAGAAACACCAUCUACAACUACUGGUACAACUACAUCAACAGAGACAUCCACAAUCACACCAACUACUGUAACGACAACACCUACAUCAACAGAAACAACUACGUCAACAGUAACACCAUCUACAACUACUGGUACAACAACAUCAACAGAGACAUCCACAAUCACCUCCACUACUGUAACGUCAACACCUACAUCAACAGAAACACUAUCAACAACUAGUACAACUACAGUUACAACAACACCUUACUCUUGUGCUAUUAGAUGCAGUUGGUCGAACUGGAUUAAUAGCAAUACACCCAGCACAGAGCCAGAAGGAUUUGAAACUGAACCCAUUGAUACAUUGUGGGAUACUGGAAAGAUAACCUGUCAGAACCCAGAAGAGAUUGAAUGUAGGGCAGUAGAUUAUCCACAAAAAUCCCUGCAAGAUUUGGGACAAACAGUAUAUUGCAAUACAUCAUUUGGCCUGUCAUGUUCGAAUGAAGACAAUGCAAAUGGCCUGCCACCACAUUGUUAUAAUUAUGAAAUACGGGUAAGAUGUUGUGAAGACACUUGUAUUACCUCUACAACUUCCCCAAGUACAACACCUACAACUAUAGUUACAUCAACAUCUACUGUAACGACCAUACCUACAUCAACAGAAACAACAACACCUACAACUGUAACAACAACACCUACGUCAACAGAAACACCAUCUACAACUACUGGUACAACUACAUCAACAGAGACAUCCACAAUCACACCAACUACUGUAACGACCACACCUACAUCAACAGAAACAACAACACCUACAACUGUAACAACAACACCUACGUCAACAGAAACACCAUCUACAACUACUGGUACAACUACAUCAACAGAGACAUCCACAAUCACACCAACUACUGUAACGACAACACCUACAUCAACAGAAACAACAACACCUACAACUGUAACGACAACACCUACGUCAACAGAAACACCAUCUACAACUACUGGUACAACAACAUCAACAGAGAAAUCAACAAUCACACCAACUACUGUAACGACAACACCUACAUCAACAGAAACAACAACACCUACAACUGUAACAACAACACCUACGUCAACAGAAACACCAUCUACAACUACUGGUACAACAACAUCAACAGAGACAUCAACAAUCACACCAACUACUGUAACGACAACACCUACAUCAACAGAAACAACAACACCUACAACUGUAACAACAACACCUACGUCAACAGAAACACCAUCUACAACUACUGGUACAACUACAUCAACAGAGACAUCCACAAUCACACCAACUACUGUAACGACAACACCUACAUCAACAGAAACAACUACGUCAACAGUAACACCAUCUACAACUACUGGUACAACAACAUCAACAGAGACAUCCACAAUCACCUCCACUACUGUAACGUCAACACCUACAUCAACAGAAACACUAUCAACAACUAGUACAACUACAGUUACAACAACACCUUACUCUUGUGCUAUUAGAUGCAGUUGGUCGAACUGGAUUAAUAGCAAUACACCCAGCACAGAGCCAGAAGGAUUUGAAACUGAACCCAUUGAUACAUUGUGGGAUACUGGAAAGAUAACCUGUCAGAACCCAGAAGAGAUUGAAUGUAGGGCAGUAGAUUAUCCACAAAAAUCCCUGCAAGAUUUGGGACAAACAGUAUAUUGCAAUACAUCAUUUGGCCUGUCAUGUUCGAAUGAAGACAAUGCAAAUGGCCUGCCACCACGUUGUUAUAAUUAUGAAAUACGGGUAAGAUGUUGUGAAGACACUUGUAUUACCUCUACAACUUCCCCAAGUACAACACCUACAACUAUAGUUACAUCAACAUCUACUGUAACGACCACACCUACAUCAACAGAAACAACAACACCUACAACUGUAACAACAACACCUACGUCAACAGAAACACCAUCUACAACUACUGGUACAACUACAUCAACAGAGACAUCCACAAUCACACCAACUACUGUAACGACAACACCUACAUCAACAGAAACAACAUCACCUAUAACUGUAACAACAACACCUACGUCAACAGAAACACCAUCUACAACUACUGGUACAACAACAUCAACAGAGAAAUCAACAAUCACACCAACUACUGUAACGACAACACCUACAUCAACAGAAACAACAUCACCUACAACUGUAACAACAACACCUACGUCAACAGAAACACCAUCUACAACUACUGGUCCAACAACAUCAACAGAGACAUCCACAAUCACACCAACUACUGUAACAACAACACCUACAUCAACAGAAACAACUACGUCAACACCAUCUACAACUACUGGUACAUCAACAGAGACAUCCACAAUCACCUCCACUACUGUAACGUCAACACCUACAUCAACAGAAACAACAACACCUACAACUGUUACUAUAACACCUACGUCAACAGAAACACCAUCAACGUCAACAGAAACACCAUCUACCACUACUGGUACAACAACAAGUACAUCAACAGAGACGUCCACAAUCACCUCAACUACUGUAACAACAACACCUACAUCAACAGAAACAACAACACCUACAACUGUUACAAUAACACCUACGUCAUCAGAAACACCAUCAACAUCAACAGAAACACCAUCUACCACUACUGGUACAACUACAAAACCUACAACUAUAGUUACAUCAACAGAGACAACCACAGUCACCCCAACUACUGUAACGACAACACCUACAUCAACAGAGACAUCCACUGUCACAACAAGUCCUGAAACAUUGACAUCUAUGUCAACGAAAACCACACCAACUACUGGAACAUCUACACCUACGUCAACUAGAACAAUUACUGCAACAACAACACCCACAUCAAAAACAUCUAAAAGUACCUCCACUAUUACAACAAAGUUUACUGUGGUUACAGGGCCAACUCCCAAAAAAACAUCAAAUGUCUCACCACAACAGACAUGUAACUGCACGUAUUUAAAUGCCACAUACCCAAAAGGGUCAAUAAUCUACAAUAAAACAGAUCAAGCAGGUUGGUGCUUCACUGCCAUAUGUAACUCUUCCUGUGCUGUUGAGAUACAGUCUAAGAUAUGUUCACCAACCCCAACAAAUGACUGCAAACAAUUCAACAGAACGCAUAUGGAAUCCUGGAUUGAAAGCUGCCAAAACAAAACAUGCGUAAAUGGCACUGUCACCUCAAAAUCUCUACAGUGUCCCAAAUCUGAUGAUGUCUAUCCUAAAUGUUCUAAUGGAUUAAAGCCUAAGAAGGUGUAUUAUAACAAUGGCUGCUGUUUCAAAUAUGAGUGUGAAUGUAAAUGCAGUGGCUGGGGUGACCCACAUUACAAAACUUUUGAUGGAACAUACUAUGCUUUCCAAGGAAACUGCACUUAUGUUUUGUUCCAAGAAAUCAUCCCAAAAUACAAUAUCAGUGUCCAUGUCAAAAACUAUUAUUGUGAUAUUAAAAAUAAUCUCGCCUGCCCUGAGUAUGUGGUUGUCAACUACAAAUCAUAUCAAAUCAAGCUGACAAGCAACACUAAAGAGGUCCAGGUCUACGUUAAUGAUGAAGUGAAACAACUAACUUACAAAAAUAAUGACUUCUUCAUCACCACCUCCGGCAUGGCAGUAAUUGUGAACAUCACUGAGAUCAAAGUUGACAUUUAUGUCAAUCAUCAAGGCUUUGAGAUCAAUCUCCCAUUCUCCUAUUUCAGUGGCAACACAGAGGGACAGUGUGGGGUUUGUGACAACAACCGUGCAAAUGAUUGCAGACGUCCUGAUGGACAAAUCGACCAGUCAUGUGUGAACAUGGCAGAGCUUUGGAUGGUCCCCCCAGGAUGCAAAACAACUCCUACUACAAAUCAUACUACAAAUGGUACUACAGUUUCAACUCCAACUCCCUGCAAUACGAAGAUUUGUGAUCUCAUCACGGGCGAUAUGUUUAAGAAAUGCCGUGAGGUCAUUCCUCAUGAAAGUUACUAUGAGGCAUGCAAAUUUGAUGUGUGCCACAUAGGAAACCGCUCUAUUGGUUGUGCCAGUCUGGAGGCGUACGCUAUGCUAUGUGGCAAGGAGGGUAUCUGUGUGGACUGGAGAACAUCAGAUGAACUUACAAAAAUAUGUGAAUACAAGUGUCCCAGUCACAAAGUCUACAAGGCAUGUGGGCCUAAAGUCGAAAAAACCUGCAGUACAAGGUACAAUGAUAUGUUUGUGGAGAAAGGGUGUCAAGGCAGUGACUGUCAUCAAACAUUUAUGGAAGGCUGUUACUGUCCUGAUGAUAAAUAUCUAGUUAGUUCAACGAUAGAUACCUGUACAUCUUAUUGCGAUUGCAUUGGCCCCGAUGGAUUACCUAGACAGCCUGGGGAUAGAUGGACCAUGAACUGUAAUGAAUAUACAUGCUCCAAUGAGACAUUUGGUAUUAAAACUAUGCCUGUCGGGUGUCCGAUUGAAAAGCCCUGUGGAUCAGAACAAAAAAGAAUAAUUGAAAACUGCUGCCCAACCUGCGUGUGUGAUCUUGAGCUGUGUCUUCAGAAGAAAUGUGAUGUGGGAUAUGAGCUGGCAGCCAAUACAGCUGAAGACAGUUGCUGUCCACUCUGUGUUCCCAAAGACGUAUGCGUGUACAAUGACACUGAGUACCAGCCUGGAGUUAAAAUUUUCAAAGAGCCUUGUGUUGAAUGUGACUGUCCAAUGGAUAAAGACCCACAGACUCAACGACAUCUCUUCGCAUGCUCUUCCAUAGCCUGUGCACCUUGCUCUGAUGGCUUUGAGCGUGUCAAACAAGAAGGAGAGUGCUGUGGAACAUGCAAGCAAAGAAGCUGUAUUUAUACUGCGCCAGACAACACCACACAAAUUCUCGAGAUUGGAGAGAAGUACAUUUACAAGUGUGAGACUGUGACCUGUCAACUAGUUAAUGACACGUUCGUGAUUGAGAAGACCAAACCAACCUGUCCUGAGAUCAAUCCAGAUGAAUGUGUGCCUGGAACACUGGGACUCGAUGCAGAUGGGUGUUGCAGUACCUGUGAGCAGAAGAACUGUGUUAGUGUGAAGAACACCACAUACAUUACUGUAAAUGGUUGCAAGUCCACCCAGCCCAUAAACGUGACAUCCUGCAGAGGUCACUGUGACACCGUAUCAAUGUAUUCAUGGGAGGCCAACAGCAUGAUGCACACCUGUUCUUGCUGUCAGGAGAUGAAAACCAGCAUUAAAAAAGUGCAGCUGAAUUGUCCUGGUGACAGAGUGAUCUUUCAUGACUACGUCUACGUAGAGAGCUGUAAAUGCACUCCAAUUACAUGUGAAAACCUGAAAAACAGUGGAUAAAAGAUCCCGUUCAAUGUCUGCUGUACUGCUACAAUUCCAGAUCAGUUGCUGAAAAAAUAUAUUUUGGUGAAAGGCGCCACCAUUCAGGUUUUUGUUCUAUAACUAUUGACUCUCAUGGCAUUUUCAGGGCAUUUUGAACAUUUAGUUUCUUCUUCAGUAAUGCGAAAUAUAAUUCUUUACAUUUCUUUCUUGUUAAAUGGAUGAUGACUAUAAUAAAGCAAAGCAA
Labeo rohita (rohu) is the source of this 11608-nucleotide messenger RNA. Its product is annotated as mucin-2-like. The record is from RefSeq and is a predicted model, not a curated record. The transcript is spliced from 45 exons. Gene Ontology annotation, cellular component: extracellular matrix. The coding region runs from base 1 to 11382 and encodes 3793 amino acids. Gene Ontology annotation, molecular function: protein binding; peptidase inhibitor activity. Lineage: Eukaryota; Metazoa; Chordata; Actinopteri; Cypriniformes; Cyprinidae.